Messenger RNA from Metarhizium album ARSEF 1941, 633 nucleotides. Its product is annotated as peptide methionine sulfoxide. The coding region runs from base 1 to 633 and encodes 210 amino acids. NCBI's taxonomy places the organism in Eukaryota, Fungi, Ascomycota, Sordariomycetes, Hypocreales, Clavicipitaceae. The transcript is spliced from 2 exons. Gene Ontology annotation, molecular function: peptide-methionine (S)-S-oxide reductase activity. The record is from RefSeq and is a predicted model, not a curated record.
AUGUCUUUCUUCUUCUCCCGGCUCAUCCGCCCCUUGACCCAAUCCGCGCGGCUGUCCGCCGCGCCCGAAUCGUCGUCGUCGUCGUCGUCCGCGUCCGCGCCGGGUCUCAUCCCCGAGGGCGCGCAGCGCUGCACCGUCGCGGCCGGCUGCUUCUGGGGCACCGAGCACCUCUACCGCCGCCACUUUGCCGGCAAGGGCCUCGUCGACGCCAAAGUCGGCUACAUCGGCGGCGACCUGAACGACCCGACGUACCGUGCCGUGUGCGGCGGCAAGACUGGGCACGCCGAGGCCGCCCAAAUCAUCUUCGACCCAGACAAGGUGACGUACCGCCAGCUCGUCGAGUUCUUCUACCGGAUGCACGACCCCACGACGCCCGACGCGCAGGGCCCCGACGCGGGCCCGCAGUACCGGUCGGCCAUCUACUUCCACGACGCGGAGCAGGAGAGGGUGGCGAGGGAGGUGACGAGGCAGGCGGACGAGCAGUGGUGGGGGGGGCGCAUCGUCACGGAGCUCGCGCCGGCGGGCAGGUGGUGGACCGCCGAGGAGUACCACCAGGCGUAUCUGGACCGGAACCCUUCCGGGUACGAGUGUCCCAGCCACUUCCUGAGGCCGUUCCCGCCGCUGCGGUCGUGA